Messenger RNA from Cooperia oncophora, 186 nucleotides. The record is from the annotation of a GenBank genome assembly. Lineage: Eukaryota; Metazoa; Nematoda; Chromadorea; Rhabditida; Trichostrongylidae.
AUGAAAUUGCUACUAAAUAUUAUGUUGCUUGUGGUGCUCAUUGUUGCCGCAACAGCACAGUGGGGAUUCGGUGGUUAUGGAAUGGGCGGAAUGUGGGGUCGUCCUCGUCCUCCAUUUCCACCAAUGGGAAUGAUGGGCGGUUAUGGCUACCCGUACGGUGGAAUGGGUUGGGGCUAUGGAAGAUAA